Messenger RNA from Theileria equi strain WA, 930 nucleotides. RefSeq names its product nucleosome assembly protein, putative. Gene Ontology annotation, biological process: nucleosome assembly. Gene Ontology annotation, molecular function: chromatin binding; histone binding. Bases 55 to 930 code for a protein of 291 amino acids. Gene Ontology annotation, cellular component: nucleus; chromatin. The transcript has 6 exons. Lineage: Eukaryota; Apicomplexa; Aconoidasida; Piroplasmida; Theileriidae. The record is from RefSeq and is a predicted model, not a curated record.
ACUAAAAAUCAACAUUUUCCCCUGUAACGACGUCUUGUGAUCCACUUUGACAAAAUGGCAGAGGACUCCGCGCUGAUCGAGCAAAUGAAGAAUGUUUCUCUAGAUGGAGUAACUGACAAGUUGACAGAGGCUCAAAUUGCGACUGUAGAAGCGUUACAAAAGUUGCAGAAAAGUCGCGAUGAACUCGAGUCAGAGUUUAACAAGGAGUUAAAUGAAUUGCGUGCCAAGUAUGAUGUACUUUACAAGCCUUUGUAUGAAAAGCGUUUCAAGGUUCUCACUACAGCAUCCGGAAGUGAAUAUGGGACUCCUAGUUUGCCAAGAUUCUGGCUAACUGCAAUGAAGAAUAACAAGGUCUUGCGCAAUGUAAUUGAAGUGCGUGAUGAACCCAUUUUGGCGUACCUUACUGAUGUAAGCGCCGAAUUCUUAGAACCAAAGAAACAAGAAUCCUUUAAAAUUACAAUGUCCUUUGACAGCAACCCAUACUUUACCAACAAGACACUUGUUAAGCAGUAUAAUAUGAAGAGCAUUGAUGGAGAAAUGGAGUCUCUACUCCAGUGCACAGAAGCAACAAAGAUUGAAUGGCUACCAGAUAUGGACGUUACCAAGCAAAAGGUAACCAAGAUACAAAGGCACAGGAGAACCAAGGAAACUAGACAAAAGGUUGAAUUAGAGGAUCAACCAAGCUUCUUCCGAUUCUUUACUAGCCAAGAAGUUCCGUCUUCAGAGACUCUCGACAGAAUGACUGAGCAAGAGAUUGCUGAACUUGAAAUGUACGUUGAGGAAGACUACGAUAUCGGUAUCAUCAUUAGGGACAAGCUCAUUCCAGAGGCUGUUUACUGGUACCUUGGAGUGGUAGACAACGAUGACCUCGAUGACGACGAUGUUGAGAGCUACGAACAUUCUGAUUCCCUUACAUCAGACUCUGACUAA